Molecule: messenger RNA, 2437 nt
Organism: Olea europaea var. sylvestris
Lineage: Eukaryota; Viridiplantae; Streptophyta; Magnoliopsida; Lamiales; Oleaceae
Product: probable serine/threonine-protein kinase At1g09600
Exons: 7
Coding region: 343-2052 (569 amino acids)
Biological process (GO): positive regulation of transcription elongation by RNA polymerase II; protein phosphorylation
Cellular component (GO): nucleus; cyclin-dependent protein kinase holoenzyme complex
Molecular function (GO): cyclin-dependent protein serine/threonine kinase activity; ATP binding; RNA polymerase II CTD heptapeptide repeat kinase activity
Source: RefSeq, a predicted model, not a curated record
UGAGUUUAUUCUCGAAAAAGUGUCCGUCUUUACAAAAAAACACAUGAAUGCGUUGAUAAUGCAGCUCAAUUCAUUGAUAAUGGAUACAAUUCUUGAACCUUUUCUUUCUCGAGGGCGGAGAAAAAGGAGCCAACCUUAUACACAGAAAGCAAAACGCUGGCCAGGAGACAAUGACACCACCUCGUCUUCUAGUGAACAAUCUUGAUUCUUGCCUCUGAUAAAAAUGCCAAACUCACAGUUCUACCAUCUUAUGCAUGGUAUAAGGAAACCACAACCAGUCACUUUCACCACUUAGAUUCCUUGCAAAAGUCGAGUAUAUUCGGAAAUUUGCCGUCGUGAAGGAUGGGUUGUGUUCAGGCUACGGGGUACGUGUACAGGUCACAAAAGGAUCUAGAUAAGUUGAAACUUGACAAUGAAUACUUUCAAGGACGUGAUGCCAAGAAACAGGAUCCCAAUAAGGCAUCUCGGCCCAAAGUGGAGGUUAAGAAUGUGGUUGCAACCGCCAGUGGUGGUGGACGGGAGAGAAAGAUCAGUAGAGAAGGCGAGAGAGGAAUCAAUGGCGGUGGAAAUGUUUCCCAGAGGAUUUCAGUCAAAAAAAUUCCUGUAGAUGCACAUGUUGGUGGAUGGCCUAAAUGGCUUGUUGAUCAUGUUCCCAGAGAUAUUUUGGCCGGUUUGGUUCUUACUACUGCUGAUUCAUACGAUAAGCUUGCCAAGAUUGGCCACGGAACGUAUAGUAAUGUGUAUAAGGCUCGUGACAAGUCCACAGGGAAGGUAGUUGCCUUAAAGAAAGUUCGUUUCGAUACAUCAGAGCCUGAAAGUGUAAAAUUUAUGGCAAGAGAGAUCAUAAUGUUGAGGCACCUUGACCAUCCGAAUAUUAUCAAGCUCGAAGGAAUUGCCACUUCAAGAAUGCAAUACAGUCUUUAUUUAGUAUUCGAUUUUAUGCCAUCAGAUUUAACCAAAGUCAUCUCACGUUCAGAAGGAAGGCUUGCUGCACCUCAGGUCAAGUGUUAUAUGCAGCAGCUGCUCUCAGGUCUUCAGCACUGCCACGAAAGGGGAAUUUUGCACCGGGACAUAAAAGGAUCCAAUUUGUUGAUUGACAGGAAUGGGAUGCUUAAGAUUGCUGAUUUUGGGCUAGCUAAUUUUUACCAGAACAAAGCAAAACCCACUCUCACGAGCCGAGUUGUAACAUUAUGGUAUAGAGCCCCAGAACUAUUACUAGGCUCGACAGAUUAUGGAGUCGGGAUUGAUCUGUGGAGUGCAGGAUGCCUUUUAGCAGAGAUGUUUGAGAGACGACCAAUUAUGCCGGGCAGGAAUGAGAUUGAGCAGCUUCAUAAGAUAUUCAAGCUUUGUGGUUCGCCCCCGGAGCACUAUUGGAGAAAAAUGAAGCCACCAACAACAUUCCGCCCUCCACAACAUUAUAAAUCAUGUUUCCAGGAAACCUUUCCAAAUUUCCCUGAUUCAGCAUUUGGUCUUUUGGGCAGACUUUUAGCUUUGGAUCCUGCAUAUCGUGGCACUGCUGCUUCUGCUCUUGAAAAUGAGUUCUUUUGUACAAUUCCACUGGCAUGUGAUCUCUCCGGUCUGCCUGUCAUAAGCACUAUAGAGGAUGAGACUAUCCAUUCUAACGAUAGAAGAAGAACUGCAAAAGCACAGCAACAAUCUCGAAAGAGCCAAGGAGGUCAUAGAAGAAAGGUCUCAUUCCCCGAACAUAUCAGAGAAAUGCAUACGUCUGAGAGCUUCCAAAGCCUAGAUACGAUUAAUAGUACGAGUAGCACUUCCUCGACCAACAAACAAAGAAGCAGUCAAGAGACCCUGCCUCGUUCGCCUUCUCCUGCUUUUCGAUCUAUGCUUAACCAAUCUUCAAAAACUGAGGCACAUCCUAAUGCACUGAAAAACAUCAAGAACUAUCCUCUCCUACUGGCUUCUUUGACCGAGGCUGCCAACCACCUUGAAGAGAGUAAAUCAAAUCUUUAUCGAAGAUCCCUUUCUAACAUCGAUUUCAGAAAUCUUGAUCUGGAGAAGAUCUCAAAACUGUUCGGCCUGGAGGAUAUUUAAGCUGCAGUAGAAGUAAUCUGUUUCACUUGGUUAUGUACUUUGUUAAAAUUAUCUACAGAUUAUGUAAACAGCAGAAGUUUUAUAUGACAAGAAAAACAAACUUAAUUUGUUCCAUGAGAACAAAAAAACUUCAUUUUUGAUCAGCCUAACUCAUCAAUGAGUCAUAGUAGUCGUCUUUGGAUUUGCUCGUAAACCAUUUAAAACUAUUUCUCAAUGACAAUUUCAACUUACCCUCCAUUGCAUACGUAUUAUAGUUCGCACUCUUCCUCCACUCCAUCUCCGGAUUGUCCCUCCGACCUUUGAAGCUAUACGAUUUAGUGCAAUCUCCAAAGUCAAACCGUGCUUGAUUUGCGUGCAAAGACGAGUAAUCAAGGGAGUGUUUUGC